Molecule: messenger RNA, 204 nt
Organism: Brugia malayi
Lineage: Eukaryota; Metazoa; Nematoda; Chromadorea; Rhabditida; Onchocercidae
Exons: 2
Coding region: 1-204 (67 amino acids)
Source: RefSeq, a predicted model, not a curated record
AUGUUUCUAACUGAUGAGAAGGCUCUAGCAACGAAAUCGCUUGUCAUUCUAGAUGUUCGACCAGAAGAACAGAUCGCUAAAGAACACAUUACCAAAGCUGAAUAUUACUCACGAGUCUUUCUAAGUUGUGACCAUUACGAAACAGAAGUAACAUUAAUUGUCUGCUGUCAUGUUUAUGGAACUGAUGAAGUUGUAUCAACAUAG